GAGAACAACUUCCGCUUUCGAAGCACCAAGAUCUCGGGACGUUGCAAAGAAGAGAAAGGAGAUUUACUUGCUGUAAUUUUGUCGGUUUCUGAUUUUAUACUCGUUAGCUGUUAGCAGACGUUUAGUUGCGUUGCCGCCAGCCUUCUUUUUGAGGUAUUUCUUGUUUCCAGCUGCCAUGCGCGAUCCCGUACGCACCGCACUCUUUGUGUGUGUGUUCGUCAGCACAGCGGCCAAUCAUCAGUUUACCGAAGAAGAGAUGCACGAUGUCAGACAACGAAUCAAAGGUAUGUUCUACCACGCCUACAACAGUUACCUGGAUAAUGCCUUCCCUUAUGAUGAACUCCGCCCCCUCACCUGUGAUGGGCAGGACACUUGGGGCAGUUUCUCGCUGACACUCAUCGACGCACUUGAUACCUUGCUGGUGCUGGGAAACCAAACUGAGUUUCAACGCGUGGCGUCACUUCUUCAAGACACCAUCGACUUUGACAUUGACAUCAAUGCCUCCGUCUUUGAGACAAACAUCAGAGUGGUGGGAGGUCUGUUGUCUGCCCACUUGCUCUCAGGCCGGGCCGGCAUGCACCUGGAACCCGGCUGGCCGUGUUCUGGGCCACUCCUGAGGAUGGCUGAGGACGCCGCCAGGAAACUACUACCUGCAUUUGAGACCCCUACCGGAAUGCCAUAUGGCACGGUCAACCUGCUGCGGGGUGUCAGUCCUACCGAGACACCCGUCACCUGCACCGCUGGUGUGGGGACCUUCAUCCUGGAAUUCGCCACAUUGAGUCGACUUACCGGCGACACCACGUUUGAGGACACCGCACGUCGGGCACUGAGGGCUCUGUGGAAGACCAGGUCGGACAUCGGACUGGUAAAUGUGGGAAACCACAUCGAUGUAGUCUCCAAAAAAUGGGUGGCGCAGGAUGCUGGCAUUGGUGCUGGUGUAGACUCCUACUUUGAGUAUCUGGUGAAGGGUGCCAUCUUGCUGCAGGAUGAGGAGUUGCUGAACAUGUUCACAGCCUAUGACCGGGCCCUUGAGAACUACACGCGCUUUGAUGACUGGUACUUAUGGGUGCAGAUGCACAAAGGUACCGUAUCCAUGCCCGUCUUCCAAUCCCUGGAAGCGUUUUGGCCUGGCCUACAGACUCUGCUCGGCAAUCUGGACAGCGCUGUCAGAACCUUCCAGAACUAUUACUCUGUGUGGAGGCAGUUUGGAGGUCUUCCCGAGUUUUACAGCAUCUCGCAAGGCUACACAGUGGACAAGAGAGAGGGAUACCCACUUAGACCCGAGUUGAUAGAGAGCGCCAUGUACUUGUUCAGGGCGACCAAUGAUCAUACAUACCUGCAGCUUGGCCUGGAUGCCGUCGAGUCCGUCGAGCGGAUCGCUAAGACACCAUGCGGUUAUGCCAGCGUAAAAGACCUGCGAGACCACCAGCUGGACAACAGAAUGGAGUCCUUCUUCCUGGCUGAAACCAUCAAGUACCUUUAUUUACUGUUUGACCCCACCCACUUCCUGCACAGCAACGGGGCAGAGUCGUGGGUCGAGGGUGGGCCGGAUGGCCGAUGCAUCCUGAACUCGGGGGGCUACAUCUUUAACACGGAGGCGCACCCUCUGGACCCGGCGGCGCUCUACUGUUGCAGCCGCCACCGCCAUGAGCAACAAGAGCUCCGGGAUAUUCUGCUUGGCCUAUCACAGCCCAUAAAAGAACACAGUGACCAAUCGGAAGAGACUUAUCCAAACGGCCAGUCAGAGAGCAUUGCGCUGAAAGCUAGUGAGCGGAAGACUGCCCCUCCGCUGUCGUGUCCUGUUCAGCCUUUUAGCGCUCGACUCUCAAUCCUUGGACAAGUUUUUUCUGAUAACACAUGACCUUGCGUGCUGUGAGAAUUCCUCGCCAAAUGGACAUCACAAUACAUUAUUUAUUAUGACUGUGUGUUUGCUUCAUCAACACCACGAGGGGGCAGUGCACCCUAGGAAAACUCCUUAUUUUCCAUCACUGUCCAUGGUUCCUUCUUCACACUCUGUUCCAAUUACAUGCUCCCAUAUCCACGUUUGCCAUGUCACCUUGUGUGUUCUCAUACCCUUUAUUGUUUCUCGCCACAUAAUUCAAUUAUUUUCCGGUUUCCUCCAAGUCAUAUCCUCCAGAGCUUGACAUUUCUUGCGUUAAUCCCGGUUAUACCCUUCUCCCCAUAGGCGGAGAUUGAAGGGGGGCAGUACCCCCCCUCCCGGAGCCCGCAAUGUCAUUGCAUGUAAUUGAUUUUACUAUAAAUUAAAUUAAAGGGGAAGUUUAGAAUUUUUGGCAUAAGGCUUAAUCUUCUAGUUAGUGGGGAUUUAAUUAGUUGGCGGAGUUGAUUUGAACAAAUUCCAUGCAGUUUUAUGUUUCAAGGCUCCACAGUGGCUUAGCUAGCGCGAGUUAACAGUGCCUGCUUAGCCUACCAAUAAAAAACAACAUGCACACAUGAGAAUCACAGAUAAUCUAUGCAAUAAAUAAUGUUGGCUAUGUUUUUAGGAUAAUGUUAAAACUUAAAUUGCAUGUCAAUAAUUGUAGUAUGAACAGUAACAUUUGUAAUCCAGCAGCUCUGCAGGGAAUAGGUUGUCUAGGCAAACAGGGUGGAGUGAUGUCACAGAUUUUUUUUGUGUAUGUGUUUUGUGGGAACGAAACACUCCCCAGCAGACUAAGCACAAGUGGCCGAAGCACUCCUCUUUAUAGUGGUUGUAUUACGCAUAAGAAAAAAAACAAAUAUAAUGAAAUGAAUUACAGCAGUUUGGCCACAUGGGUAUUUCGAACAACGACGCAUUUUCAAUUUAUUUGUUAGGUCUCACUCGCGCUAACUCAGCCACUCCGGAGCCCUGAAACUAACAAAUAACUGACAAACUGCACGGAAUUUGUUGAAAUCAACUCCGGCGACUAAUUAAACCCCCGCUAACUCGAAGAUUAAGCCUAAUGUCCAAAACUGGGCCAUUUAAAAUAAAGACCUAGACGUAAAAAUGUUGUCUAUAAAGGUUGUAAAGCAAUAAAACAACAACAAGGAAUGAAAUGAACACGAACCCUACAAAGUAUUUCAUAAUCGGUCAAAAUAACUUUUCAAACAGAUCAUGUGACUAGCACCUUAGAGACAGUCCUAUGGUUUACUUAGCCAAAACUACACGUGAGAAAGUAUUUUAAAUUUCUUUAAACUAAAGCUUACAAAGGCUUCAACAACAACUGAGCUUGAACCGAGGAUUUUACAUAAACAGUGUCACGAUGUAGUAUAUACAUGCGUACAUACUACAUAUACUUAUAUUGUAAGUUGAUUUUAUUGCUGACACUGCUUUUUGGGGUCAGCAUGUUUUGCCCCCCACCCCCGCUCCCUCCCACAAAAGUCAAACUCCGCCUGUGAUUUUCACGCCACCCAAUUAGGGUGUGGUUCUUUACUCGUUCAUCUUCAUGACUCCAUCAUGAAACUCCCCCGUGUUUGCUCCAACCAUGCAGAUCAAUGCUUUGAAAGGGGUAAAUUCUGGCAACAAGUGAAACAAAAAGGAAAGAACCUCAAAGACUUUACACUUGGGAACACAAUCUUUGUUGAUUUACUGUAGGUCCGACAGCUGUCCAUAAUAUUUGGCUGCGGCAUCCAAAACUGACGUCGGUUUGUAGCCAUAGGAUCCCUGUUGUCUUAAAACAUAGUGCUUGUUUUACAAAAAUGAUAUUUUAACAAUGAAAUAUGAAAAACACACAUGAAUGUAAUGUUUAACUAUUGUUUUAACAAAAGGUACUGCUACUGUAAUUACAAUUGCGUGCAAGAGUAACAACAUAGGAAACUGGGGGUAAAGUUAACGUGCUAGACAAAAACAUUGCAAUUUUGGAAGCAACUUGCCAAUUUUAGCUUUAAUCAGCAUAAAAAUCUAACAACAGAUUCCCCCCCCAAAUGGUUCCCAGUGUGAUUCGUGGCGUGGAGGAGAGAAAGGUAAAAAUGUUUGCCUUGGCAAAGCUACAACAAGCAAAAAAUGAAUAAAAUGGAAAGGGUGGUAGGAAGUCACUGCUGCGGUGAUUGCAGUACUGUGUAUUACACGUAGGAUAAAUAGGAGGAAGAGUGGUUGGAUGUCAAAAAAAUAAUAUGUGAUCCACCAAGAGUUGUUGCCGACUUGCCGUUUCUGAUGGUGGCAGAAUCAUCACGCCUGUGUCACUUAAGUUGAUUCUGAGAAAAGCAAGUGGCUGGCAUAAUGUUGCUGAUGAAGGGUGAUGUUAACAUUCUUAGCAUAUUGGUCAAACUUUGUUAAACAUUUUCUUACAUUUAUCUUGAUUAGCAAUUUACUGCUGUUAUUAUAUUGGCUAUUUGAUUUCAAAAGUAGUGUAAUAACUAAACUGAUUAAUAGUGACUUGCAAGAAAGAAGAAGGCAUUGAGACCAGGGGUGAAAGUGGCAAGAAUUUCUUGCCGGAACUCCCAGACGUGAAGGUCGCCACGGAGCCAGAAAUGUUAUUCUUUUUAAUUAAUAACUUUUUUUUUUUUUUUUUUCAUUG
Messenger RNA from Corythoichthys intestinalis (scribbled pipefish), 4490 nucleotides. It is a transcript of the gene edem2, whose product is annotated as ER degradation enhancer, mannosidase alpha-like 2. Gene Ontology annotation, cellular component: membrane; endoplasmic reticulum. The record is from RefSeq and is a predicted model, not a curated record. Gene Ontology annotation, molecular function: calcium ion binding; mannosyl-oligosaccharide 1,2-alpha-mannosidase activity. Lineage: Eukaryota; Metazoa; Chordata; Actinopteri; Syngnathiformes; Syngnathidae. The coding region runs from base 176 to 1861 and encodes 561 amino acids. The transcript has 11 exons. Gene Ontology annotation, biological process: mannose trimming involved in glycoprotein ERAD pathway; endoplasmic reticulum mannose trimming; carbohydrate metabolic process.